CAUCAGCCUUCACAGCGGCGCGCAUCAGGGAGCGCGCUCGAGCUCAGAGAAUCAGAGCCCAGACGUUUCUUCAGUGAUCCAAUUCUUCACUCGGCUCCUUCUCAGUGGAUUAAUAAACGGUGGCCCUGUGUUUGAAAAUGGUGGCUCCUGGCUUGUGUCAACUCUUCAUUCUACUUCUUAUAACACUGUCUCACACUUUGCACAGCUCUGAAAUCUCAUCUGACAAUUUCAAACAGAGUCUGACCCCCUCCACCACUACCUCCAAGGAACACCCUGAAACAGGACUUACCGGUGGCAGACAACAAAAGAGACACUGGUCAGGCAAAGAACGGGAUAGUGCUGGGCUGUUUUCUCAAAGGCAUAUGGACAGACUGGAGGAUGAUGGGACAAGUAUGGAGGGUCUGAGCCCCGUAAGGCUAGAGAUGGGACCUGGGGACACUAUGAAGGCAGAAGUUCACGGUGAGGUCAGGGCUUCUGCUCAAAUGCGUCAAGGAAGUCAUCCAGCAGAAGGAGAGUUAAAUCGUAAAGGCAGACGACAUAGUCACAGGCUUCUGGCUGAGCACAGAAAGCAUGGAGGCAAAAAAGACAAAGGUCGAGGUAAAGGGGAUCUCAGCGACCCUGAACCAGAAUUAGACUCCUUGCUGAAGGACUUAAAUGCAUUUGAGGAUGGUCUAAACACUUCUCCACCCAAUUACAACAGUGUCCCUCUCAAUGAAGUUCCCUCCCCUCUCUCCCCUAUUUUGGUAACCACGGCAAUCAAAGGGCAUCCCCCAACACUUCCCCCAGCCUCCACCAAACCCCAGGUACCCUGGCAAGUAGAAGCGACCUUGAAUAUAAAGAAGUCAAGCCAAGGCAGGACUCAAGGUGAAGUGAUGCCCACUCUGGACAUGACCCUCUUUGACUGGACUGAUUAUGAGGAUAUGAAGCCUGCAGACAGUUGGCCAUCAAACAAAAGAAAAGAUAAACGUCGCAGCAAAAACAAGAGCAAUGGAAACACAACAACUGAGGCUGGAAUUGUUGAACCAUGUGACCAUCAUCUUGACUGCCUUUCUGGUUCCUGUUGUGACCUCAGAGAAUUUGAAUGUAAACCUCACAACCGUGGCCUAAAUAACAAGUGUUUUGAUGACUGCAUGUGUGAGGAGGGUCUCCGAUGUUACGCCAAGUUCCACCGCAAGCGGAGAGUGACCCGAAGACGUGGCCGCUGUGUGGACCCUGAAUCAGUCAACAGCAACCAAGGAGCUUUUAUUACCGUCUGACUGUAACAAAUGCAGUAUAAAGACAGAUGAGAGCCUAUACCCUAAUACCCCAUUACCAGACAUGCAAGACUUGCUCAUCGAAUGUGUUUACAUGAACUACACAAUUACUGCUGAGAUUUUUUAUUUAAAUUAUAAGUAAUUUAUCCUUUGGAAACACUAAAAGACAAACUAAAUUUACAAGUUAUAGUUCAAAGAACCAGAAUUAACAGUGUCAUUAGAUAAACUUAAGAAAGAGAUAAAGAAAUCCCAGAAGGCACAGGACGUCAAAACAUGACAUCAGAUUGAUGUUGUACCCCAACAUCAUGGGACGUUGCAUUUUGUUUGGAAAUGAAAAUCAGGUUGACGUCAGAAUCCAAAGUCAGGCCAGCGUCAAUGUCCAACGUCAUACAGACGUUGCAUUUUGGUUACUUUCCAACACAAUCUAAAACGAUAAAAUAUCAAUGUCUAAUGAUGUUACAGCUUGACGUUGUGUGGAUGAUAUCAAUAUGACAUUGGACUUUGGUGAUUGAAUGUCAGUAAUUGACAUCAAUAUGGUGGUUUAAGAUGUUGUCCCGACUUUGGAUUUUUUUUGUCACUUUCCAACACAACCUAAAACCAACAAAAUAUCAAUGUCAUUUCACAACGUUUUUGGACGUCAAAAUAACAUUGUCAUUAGAUGCUGAUGACCUAAAUCUAACCUGAUAUUAAUGUUUUAAGAUGUUGUGUGUCUGCUUGGGUGUUUUCCCUUCCUUGAAAACAUUUCUGAAGUUUUGCUUUUUUUAGCUAUUAGCUGUUUAGCUGUUCAUUUAAAUUUUAUUUAUAAUAAUUUGGCACCCUUGCCCUUGAAUAUAAGUGUGAUCAGCACAUUACUAGACAUCAUAUAACUAUUUAUCUAGGGAACAACUCACAAGUUCUCGUGAUUUAUGCUUGUUUUUUUCCAAUAAUGGCAUUUAUUGAAUAAUGUAUGUAUAGUGUAUUUUGCUAGAUAGUCAGCUGAAAAUAAACAUUUACUGUAAAUACCUCCUCAAACUAUCCAAGAUGUUGGUGAUAUUUUUUCUUCAGUAGAACAGUAAAGAUUUUUAGCUAAACAUGUUGUCCUCUGGUAUCCAUUAAAUGUAAGUCAGUUGAUGUUGUUACUUUGUGUCACGAUCGGUGAAGGGAAAAAGGAGCAAGGACCCAAGCGCAGAGUGAAGUAGGAUUUAUUAAUUAAAAAA
Danio rerio (zebrafish) is the source of this 2449-nucleotide messenger RNA. Lineage: Eukaryota; Metazoa; Chordata; Actinopteri; Cypriniformes; Danionidae. The record is from RefSeq and is a predicted model, not a curated record.